Molecule: messenger RNA, 526 nt
Organism: Cydia amplana
Lineage: Eukaryota; Metazoa; Arthropoda; Insecta; Lepidoptera; Tortricidae
Gene: mtSSB
Product: single-stranded DNA-binding protein, mitochondrial
Exons: 3
Coding region: 20-472 (150 amino acids)
Biological process (GO): positive regulation of helicase activity; mitochondrial DNA replication
Cellular component (GO): mitochondrial nucleoid
Molecular function (GO): single-stranded DNA binding
Source: RefSeq, a predicted model, not a curated record
CUACACAGCACACUUCAAAAUGUUUCGCAUUUCUAGGAUUUAUAGCGCCACACGCCAAUUCACAGCAGUCCCAUACUCGGACGUUCAUACAACAGCCAUUAAAUUUGAUACACAGAAAUCUGAAAAGACUAUUAAUCAAGUCACACUUCUCGGAAGAGUAGGCGCCGAUCCUCAAAAAAGAGGAACAGAUGAGCGCCCCGUUGUGAAUUUUUCACUUGCAACACAUUUCAAUUACAAAUAUGAAUCAGGUGAUAUGUUGCACAGAACAGAUUGGCACAGAGUGAGCGUAUUUAGGCCUGGUCUAAGGGAUACUGUAUAUAAAUAUCUCAAGAAAGGGCAAAGGGUUUAUGUCAUGGGAAAGUUAUCCUACGGAGAGGUUAAAACUGAGGAUGGACAAAUCCGAACAGCUUCAACAGUCAUUGCCGAUGACAUUAUCUUCUUCCAGAGCCAAGUUGCAGAUGCUGAAUCAUAGGUUCUGGUGACAGUUCCUUAUAUUAAUUAAGUAUACUAAGCUGUAGUGAUAUUG